AUGUGUCACCUCAGCUGCCACCGCAGUGGGGGCGGAGGGGGAGGCGCAGGCAGUCCCACACCGCGCCGCCGCUGCCUCCUGCGCUCUCGGCUCGCUGGGGUCCCGGCGUGGGCCCGCUGCCCCCCGGCACCGAACGCAGUAAAGCUCCAUCCCGGUUCCAUCAUGGCCAUCUCCUCGCGCCUCGCGCUCUGGGAGCAGAAGAUCCGGGAGGAGGACCGGGGCCCGCCGCCAUCCGCGCCCCCUCUACUCCUCUCUGUCAUUCCUGGUGGGUUCAUCAAGCAGCUCGUCCGUGAGACUGAGAAGGAGUCCAAGGAGGCGAGGCUGAAGAAGGCAGCCAAGGCCAGUGGGAAGGAGGAGCCUGUGGUGGAGGACAGUCCAGCCCAGAGCAGGGAUUCCCCAGCUGCCAAAGGAACCGUGGUCAGUGUGGGGAAGUCCUUGCAGAACGGGCUGCAGGCAGGUGGGCAGGGGGGCAAGGGGACACCAACACACACAGCACUGCCCCCCGGGACGGCUGCGCCUAGCUCCGAUCCCAGCAAAGCUCCCACGGUGGCACAGAGCCCUCGGUCAGAGGGUCCUCAGGCAGUAAAGCCACAGAGCCCUGAGAAGAAAAAAGGAGGAGAGGACAAGAGCCCCAAGGCUGCAUGCCCUGGGGGGAGCCCCCCAUCUACAGCCCCAGCGAUCAGCAAGGGCCCCCAGCACUGUGGCAAAGUGAAGGAGGGGGACUUGCCCAAGGGGAAGGGUCCAGAGGGCACCAAGAAGGAGAAGGGAGCAGCCCUGAGUGGCCAACAGUUCUCCAGCACAGCAAGCACCAAGAGGGAGCUGGGGCUGGGCAAGAAGGAGCUGGAGAAGAUGAAGAAAGAUGUUGGAGGUGGGAAGAAGGAGCCGAAGGAAAUGAAAGAGCCUGCAAAAAGCACAAACAAGUCAGAGGGGGCCAAGAGGGAAGCAGGAGGCACUCGAGAAAAGCCUGAAGGUGUGGCAAAAGGAGUCGGAAAGGCAAAGGGAGAGCCUCGAGAAGGAAAAGAGGCACCGCAAGGAGGUGAAGAGGCACUGGCAGAGAGCAAAGCAGCACCUGUGGAGAGUAAAGAGGAGACAGGAGAGAGCGCAGACCAGGAGCAGGCUCCCAAGGAUGUGUGGUACGAAGCGGAUAAAGUGUGGCUCGUGCAGCAGGAUGGCUUCGUGCUUGCCACACAGCUGAAACCUGAUGUGGGGACACCAGAGCUGCCAGCGGGCAGAGUGCGGGUGCGCCGGGAUGCAGAUGGCAGCAUCACUGAGGUGGAUGAGGACAGCGUGCAGCGGACCAACCCUCCCCACCUGGACCUGGCUGAGGACCUGGCCACGCUCCUCAACCUCAAUGAGUGCAGCGCCCUGAACACACUGCAGCAUCGCUACCGCUCCCAUCUCCCCUGGACCUACGCCGGGCCCAGCCUGGUGGCCAUCAGGCCCGGCCCCGAUGCCGGCACCCAUGCGGGGAAGGUGUCCAAGGGGAGGCGGGACAGCACAGCACCACACAUCUGCUCGGUGGCACAGAGAGCCUACAGGACCCUGCUGGCCCAGAGGCGGGACCAGGCCAUCGUGCCCAUGGGGCGCAGCGGUGCAGGGAAGACCACGAGCUGCCAGUUGGCCCUGGAGCACCUGGUGGGCAUGGCAGGCAGCGUGGACGGCCGAGUCUCAGUGGAGAAGAUCCAGGCAAUGUUCACGGUGCUGGGAGCCUUUGGGGCAGUGAGCACUGAGCAGAACAGCAGCUCCACACGCUUCUCCAUGAUCCUCUCUCUGGAUUUCAGUGCCGCUGGGCGCAUCACCGCCGCUCACCUCCAGACCAUGCUGCUGGAGAGGGGCCGUGUCGCCCAGCAGCCCCCUGGGGAGAGCAACUUUAAUGUCUUUCCUAUGAUGCUGGCGGGCCUGGAUGUGGCACAGAGGACCACGUUGCACUUGCACCAGGUGGCUGAGAGCAACGCCUUUGGAUUCAAGCCCUUCUCAAAGCCCGAGGAGAAGCAAAAGGCGAGCGCAGCGUUUGCAAAGCUGCAAGCAGCCAUGGGUGUGCUGGGCAUCACGGCAGAGGAGCAGGUGGCCGUGUGGAGAGUGCUGGCUGGCAUCCACCACCUGGGAGCUGCGGGGGCCUGCCGAGUGGGCCGCAAGCAGUUCAUGCGCUUUGAGUGGGCAACGCACGCUGCUGAGGUGCUGGGCUGUGAGCUGGAGGAGCUCAGCACCGCCGUCUUCAAGCACCACCUGAAGCAGAUCCUGGCACAGGCGGCUGCACGGAGCGGCGGGAGGCCCUCUGAAGAGGAGGGACCCUCAGGGCAGAAGAUGACGGGUGUGGAGUGUGUGGAGGGAAUGGCUUCAGGUCUCUACGAAGAGCUUUUUGCUGCACUCGUCUCCAUGAUCAACAGGUCCUUCUCAUCCCAGCACCUCUCCAUCGCCUCCAUUGCGGUGGUGGACACCCCUGGCUUCCACAACCCGCGGCACCAGGGUGGGCAGCGGGCAGCCACGUUUGAGGAGCUGUGCCACAACUACGUGCAUGAGCGGCUGCAGGGGCUCUUCUACGAGAGAACCUUUGUCUCGGAGAUGGAGAGGUACAAAGAGGAAAAUGUUGAGGUGUCUUUUGAUCUUCCAGAGCGCUCUCCACUGGUCACGCUGUCCAUCGUUGACCUGAACCCCUCGCAGCCACAGGUGCUGCCCAGCAGCCUGGGGGCCGACCGCAGGGGGCUGCUGUGGAUCCUGGAUGAGGAGGUGCUGAUCCCAAGCUCUGGAGAUGGUGCUGCUUUUGACCGCCUCUGCUCUUACUUUGCCCCAAAAGGAUCUGACCAGGAUGGGGCCGGCUGUGUGCGCAAGUGUGAGCAGGCACUGCACUUUGAGAUCCCACACCAGCUAGGCACCGACCCCGUGCGCUAUGACCUGGCAGGCUGGGUGAGCAAGGCCAAGCUCAACCUGUCUGCAGAGAACGCCAGUCAGCUGCUGCAGCAAUCUCAGCUGAAUGCACUGCAGGAGCUGGCAAUGCUGCGCCGCGGGGUGCCGCGGGUCUGCCGUGCUGUGGCGGGGCUGGAAGGGUGCUCACAGGCGGCCCUGCAGCGCAAUGCCUGCGUCAGAAAGGUCUUCGCCAGCAACUUGGCAGCAGUCAGGAGAAGAUCGGUGUGCGCCCAGCUCAAGCUGCAGGCGGAUGCUCUCACCAGCCUCCUGCGGCGCUCCCAGCUGCAUUUUGUGCACUCCCUGGUUCCUGGGACAGCGGUGGAGAAGGCAGACCCGCCGCUGCUGGAUGUGCCGGCCCUGCGAGCCCAGCUGGGGGGCAGCCAGCUCCUGGAUGCCCUGCGCCUGCACCGCAUUGGGUACUCGGACCACCUGCUCCUGACCCACUUCCGACGGCGCUUCCAGGUGCUGGCUCCAGCUGUCAUGAAGAAGUGCACAUCUGCCUACGAGGUGCCGGAUGAGAGCAAGGCAAUCGAGGAGCUCUUCCACGCACUGGAUCUGGAGAAGAAAAGUGUGGCCAUAGGACGCAGCCAGGUGUUCCUGAAGGCAGGUGUUCUCAGCAGGCUGGAGAAGCAGCGUGACAAGCUGAUAGCUCAGAAACUGAUCCUCCUCCAGGCAGCCUGUAAGGGUUUCCUCAGCCGUCAGAAGUUCAAGAGGCUGAAGGUACAACGCCUUGCUGUCCGCUGCAUCCAGAAGAACGUGGUGGUCUUCCAGGCGGUCCGGCACUGGCCCUGGUGGCAGCUGCUGAGCCGUGUGCGGCCCUUGCUCAGCAUUAACCUGGCAGAGGAACAGCUGCGAGUAAAAGAGAAGGAGCUGGCGGCACUCAGAAAGAAGCUGGAGAGAUCGGAGCAGUCGUGCAGUGAGCUCAGGCAGAACACUGAGAAGCUGGAGAGCAAGAUCAUCGACCUGACGAUGGAGCUGUCAGAUGAGAGGCACAAAGGUGACGUUGCCUGCCAGGUGCUGGAUGGGGAGAGGGCAGAGAGGCUGCGGGGCACUCGGGAGCUGCAGGAGCUGCAGAGCAAGCACGACGAAGUGCAGAAGAAACUGGAGUCAGUGCAGAAGCAGCUGGAGGAGGCCCAGCAGUUGGUUCAGCUGCGUGAGAUGAAGAUAAGUGGCUCUGAAGGAGAGGACGCAUGGCAGGUGCGGUUCGACUGCGCGCAGACGGAGAUCGCCUUCCUCCAGAAGAGGCUGGCACAGCUGGAGGAGCGGCUGAGCGCCGAGCUCAGCUCCAGGACAGGGCUUGAGCAAAAGCUGGGUGAGGUGCAGGCAGCGUGCCAGGCGGCACGGGCAGCAGCCCAGCAGCUACGGCGGCGGUGCAGACGGCUGACCUGUGAGCUGGAGGAUGCACGGGUGCUCGCUGAGAGCCAGCAGAGCCGCAGCCAUGAGCUGGAGAAGCGGCAGAAGAAGUUCGACCUGCAGCUGGCCCAGGCCCUGGGAGAGUCUGCCUUUGAGAGGAGUCUUCGUGAGAAGGUGGUCCAGGAGAAUUCCUCCCUGCAGUGGGAGAUGGGCAAACUGCAGCAGAACCUGGAGCAGCAGCAGGCGGAGGGGGCCAGCCUGGCACAGAAGGUUUCACAGCUGGCUGGCCGUGUGCAGGAGCUCAGUGCUCCCGGUGCCAUGGACUCCUGCUCCGUGCCCGUGCUCAAGCAGCAGCUCUGGGAUCUGGAGGCCAGCAGCGCUGAGCAGCGCAAGGAGCUGGAGCGGCAGACAGCCAAUGUGGAUCACCUGGAGCAGCUGCACCAGAGGCUGGAGCUGGAGAUUGAGCGGAUGAAGCAGAUCCACCAAAAGGAGCUCGAGGACAAGGAUGAGGAGCUGGAGGAUGCACGGCAGUCCUGCCAGAGGAGGCUCCGGCAGCUGGAGAUGCAGCUAGAGCAGGAGCACGAGGAGAAGCAGACAGCUCUGCGCGAGAAGCAGGACCUGGAGGGGCUCGUGGGCACGCUGUGUGAGCAGAUCGGCCACCGCGACCUGGAUGUGGAGAAGCGGCUGCGGAGGGACCUGCGCCGGACACGUGCACUGCUGGCUGAUGCACAGCUGCUGCUGGCUGCCCCCACAGAGCCCGGAGCCACUGGUGCUGCCGAGCUGCAGCGGCUGCAAAAGCAGCUGGAAGAGAGCGAGGCGAGGUGCGCCGAGGCCCAGCGGUCCCAGCAGGCAGCAGCCCAGGAGCUCGAGAACCUGCAUGUGGAGAUGGAGAUGCUGAGCAGGAACAAGACCCUGGCGGAUGAGCAGCUCAGCCAGAUGCAGCACGAGAGAGCCGAACUCCUGCGGCGUGUCAGCGAGGACCAGGAGGACCUGAAUGAGCUGAUGGCCAAGCACAAGGCUCUGAUUGCACAGUCUGCAACAGAUAUCGCUCAGAUCCAGGAGCUGCAGACACAGGUGGAGGAAGUGAAGAAGGAGAAGCAGAGCCUCCAGGAGAAGCUACUGGUGGCACAGGCAAGUGUGGCACGCCUGGAGCAGCGCCCUGCUGAGCGCGCCGUCAUCAGCCGACAGGAAGCCCGCAUCCGUGACUUGGAGAGCCAGCUGGACUUCCAGGCUGUGCAGAUGAAGCGCUUCGAGGUGCUGGUGCUGCGCUUGCGAGACAGCAUCAUCAAAAUGGGCGAGGAGCUGGAGAAGGCAGCUGAGUCAGAAGCGCGGGAGAAAGAAAGCACCAAAUACUACCAGCGGAGGAUGGAGGAGAUGAAGGCAGACAUGGAUGAGCUGGUGCAACGGGAGCUGGAGUCCAGCCGCCGGCGUGUGGAGUUGGAGCAGCAGUUGGCCGAGGCGGCGGCGGCACGACAAGGGCUGCAGGCAGACCUGGGCACGGCCAUCCGGCGCAUCGCUGACCUGCAGCUGGCCCUGGAGGAGCUGCGCGCCAGCGAUGACAGCGAUGCUGAGAGCGUGCAGACGGCGCGGGACACGCUGUGCUCCGGGAGAGAGACGGAUGCCUGCUCCAGCGUUGGCUCUGUGCUGAGCCUGGAGCCCGCAGAAAGCCUGUACUCCUGGCCAGGCUCAUCUAUAGGUUGGUCAUCCCCAACCGGUGGCAGCGUGGCUGGUAGCAUCUCAGCGCUGUCCGUUGGCAGCCGCAGCACCCAGGGCCUGAGGGGGAGCAGAGACACCACAGAGCCCGCAGCCACCCGGCCGGGCUCCUCCUUGAGCACCACGAGAUCUGUUGAUGCCGCAGACACCGGGAAGGCUGUGAGCCCUCUGCUCAGCGCGAGGAGACGGGAAUAUGGAAAGCCUCUCUCAGACAGCACGGAGCUGACGAGCCCGCUGGACAAACCCGCAGCCAGGUCCCCUCUGCCCAGCGCCUCGGCCGCGCUCUCCGACUACGUGGGGGAGCUGCGCAGGAGGAGGGCGGCGGAGAAGGAGCAGGGCCCGCUGCUGGAGGACGCUGCAGCCCUCCCCAUCUACCGCACCACCGGAGCCGCGGCCCUGCGGCGCAGCAGGCCUCGCCUGGGGGAUGCGGGCACCGAGCUGCCCGGGGUGAGCGACGGAACCGACGGCGGCCUGCCGCGCUCCUCCAGCCUGCGCGGCCCGGCCCAGCAGCCCACGCUCUCCCCGGUGCUGAAAAGAGCCUCCAAAUUCGGUUCCUGCGAUUCCCUCCUGCUGUCCCUCGGCGGCCAAGAGCUGCUCGGGCCGAGGCCGUGGAGGAGCCGCCUGGAGCCGUCAGCCGAGGAGGACGGGCAGGCUGCAGACUGGGCCUCACCCGGCACCGGGUUGGGAGAGGGGCUGGGGGGAGACCCCCGUGCCUGGAAGAUCCCCACCCUCGACUUUGAGAGGAGAGCCAGCACCGAGCUGGAGGAAUUCCUGCCGGCCAUUCGCAAAUCCCGCUCCACCAGCAGCCUGGCCAAGCCCGGCAGGGACAGGAAGGACGGCCACCGGGCCCUGACCGUCCGCUUCCAAGACGAGGCAGUGGUGGGCGAUUCGGCAUCCUCCAGGAGCAGGAGCGUGGCACAGCCUGGCCUGGCCCCCGGCAGGGACCGAUCCGACUCCUCCUCGUCCUCGGGCUCCAUCCUCUCCUCCAGGAGCACCGACAGCAUCAAGCAGCGGCCGUGGAGGUCGGACGGAGAGGGCUGCAGCGGGAAGGGCAGCACUGAGAGCAGCGGGGAGAGCCACCGGGCAGAGGCAGAGGGGAAGGAGGAUGACGUGAGCAGCAUCAUGAGGAAGUACCUGGGAAAAGAGUGAGUUUCCAGAAGCUGAGUCUUCAUCUGAAGUUUUAUAAUUCCAUUCACAACGAAGCCGGACACAUCUGCAGUUUCAUGACCGUUGCCUGCUGGCCACACCUCACUGCCAUGAAGGACAGCAUACAGUACCUGGUGCAAUGGGAGGCUGUAUUCCCAUGUCUGCUUGGUUUUUACACAAUAAAAUUUUUGCUUCUUCA
This is a messenger RNA of Tympanuchus pallidicinctus (lesser prairie-chicken), 7315 nucleotides long. It is a transcript of the gene MYO18B, whose product is annotated as myosin XVIIIB. Gene Ontology annotation, cellular component: myosin complex. NCBI's taxonomy places the organism in Eukaryota, Metazoa, Chordata, Aves, Galliformes, Phasianidae. Gene Ontology annotation, molecular function: ATP binding; protein binding; cytoskeletal motor activity. The record is from RefSeq and is a predicted model, not a curated record.